Molecule: messenger RNA, 2013 nt
Organism: Ricinus communis (castor bean)
Lineage: Eukaryota; Viridiplantae; Streptophyta; Magnoliopsida; Malpighiales; Euphorbiaceae
Product: aluminum-activated malate transporter 9
Exons: 6
Coding region: 240-1871 (543 amino acids)
Biological process (GO): malate transport
Cellular component (GO): plant-type vacuole membrane
Source: RefSeq, a predicted model, not a curated record
AUAUUUUCUUUCCCUCCCUAGUUGCACCUGCACAUCUUAGCUUACGUCCUCUACCUCUUUAAAUUACACUUCCCUACUCAGACACAUCCCACCUUGAAAAACAUCAACAUUUCUUCUGUUCAGUUCAUCAUUCUCUUGAUAUUGAAGAAAGCAAGUUAUCUUCCUUCAAUAAUAUACGGGAAAUUCGAAGCAGAUAAACUGAAAGAUUUAGAAGCGCUUCAAAAAUUUUUAGUUGGAGAAUGAAUGGAAAAAAGGGUAGUAUCGAAAUCAACAUUCCAUCGAUGGCUACCAAAGCCAAUAAGCAGAUUGAAACUGAAAAGAAAGCUGGAACGGGUGGGUUUUCACUUGAGGCGUGGAUUAGGAAAGUAUGGGAAUUUGCUAAAGAAGAUAGCAAUAGAGUAACAUUCUCAUUCAAAGUAGGACUGGCUGUUCUGCUUGUGUCUAUGCUGAUACUAUGCAAAGCGCCUUAUGAUAUCUUUGGCACAAGUAUCAUCUGGUCUAUCCUCACUGUAGCCAUCAUGUUCGAAUAUACAGUCGGUGCGACUUUCAACCGAGGAUUCAAUCGAGCACUUGGAAGCUUGCUUGCAGGAAUAUUGGCUAUUGCAGUUGCCCAGUUAGCUCUUAGAAGCGGCAGAGUAGCUGAGCCUAUUAUCAUUGGAAUUAGCAUCUUCUUGAUCGGGGCUAUUACAUCAUUCAUGAAAUUAUGGCCAUCCCUAGUGCCUUAUGAGUAUGGAUUCAGGGUAAUACUCUUUACCUACUGCUUGAUCAUAGUCUCUGGGUAUCGCAUGGGGAAUCCAAUUAGAACCGCGAUGGAUCGCCUCUACUCUAUUGCCAUUGGAGGGUUUGUAGCAGUACUUGUGAAUGUGCUGGUUUUUCCUAUAUGGGCUGGGGAGCAACUACACAAGGAGCUAGUUAGCAGCUUUAACUCGGUGGCUGACUCUCUUGAAGAGUGUGUAAAGAAAUAUUUAGAAGAUGAUGGAUUAGAGCAUCCAGAAUUCUCCAAGACUGUAAUGGAUGAGUUUCCUGACGAGCCAGCUUACAGAAGAUGUAAAAGUACACUAAAUUCCUCGGCGAAACUUGAAUCUUUGGCAUUGGCAGCAAAAUGGGAGCCACCACAUGGCAGGUUUAAGCACUUCUUCUAUCCAUGGUCAGAAUAUGUUAAAGUGGGAGCAGUUCUAAGAUAUUGUGCUUAUGAGGUUAUGGCGCUUCAUGGUGUCCUACACUCAGAGAUUCAGGCGCCUUACAACCUUCGUAUCACAUUCCAGUCGGAAAUUCUAGAAGCAGCUACGCAGGCUGCAGAACUGGUGAGGAACUUGGGCAAAGACAUUAGCAAUAUGCACCAUAGCCUCAAAACCAUGCUUUUAAAGCAGGUUCACAUAUCAACUGAGCGACUUCAACGUGCCGUAGACAUGCACUCUUAUCUACUCACAUCUCACUUUGACCCUCCUGACACUACUUCCAAACCAUUUUCCAAGUUGUCUAAUACUCUUUCUGGGAUCCCCUGUGACCUCUCAAAUCAACUGCAUGAGCCUGACAGCAAUUGCUUAGCAAAAGACUUGGAUCAAACAAACCAAAGCACGCCGUCAGGAUCUCUCGCAGUAGGACAACCUGUGGAGUCUUACCAUGAGAUGAUGAGGAAGCAAUCGAGGAGGCUGCAUUCAUGGCCAUCAAGAGAGGUGGACGCGUAUGAAGAAGAGGGAGGUCUUCCAGUGGACUUUGUGCCCAGAAUGAGGGCAUUAGAGAGCACUGCAGCACUAUCACUUGCCACAUUCACUUCAUUGAUUAUUGAAUUUGUUGCUAGGCUUGAUCACUUAGUUGAAGCAGUUGAUGAGCUUUCAAAGAUGGCCAAGUUCAAACAUGAGAGUGUAUAGAAGGAAAUUGUCUGCAUAUACAGAUUUUGAUAAGUCACUGAUAUACAAGAAAUACUACUGAAAAAGAAAAUGUAGUAAGGGGGAAAUGGAUUCCAAAAGAAAUUGUAAUCAUCUGAAAAUAAAGUUCCAAUAAUUGAGAAAA